Messenger RNA from Owenia fusiformis, 1072 nucleotides. NCBI's taxonomy places the organism in Eukaryota, Metazoa, Annelida, Polychaeta, Sabellida, Oweniidae. The record is from the annotation of a GenBank genome assembly.
CAGUCAAUUUAGUUACCUGUGUACGAUUUAUUCCGGAAUAAUAUUAUUUCAGACAAUUCAAGUUAGGCCUAGGCCUGCCACAAAAAUUACACCGAGGAUUAUUAGCAGUUUUUGGCUUAUAAAUGACGACCACGCUUACUGGCGUAUGUCAGUGCUAAAGAUAAGCUUAAUCCAGAGGGGGAUACUCUACUCUUAAAAAUAUAGGCUAUCAGAGUUGGCAAUGAAAGGGUACUUUGUCACUCAACAUUGAUUCCAGAGGAAGACAAUGCAGCCAAGCAAUGUUACAAUGUCAUUGAUACGAUUGCUCUUAUUUACACUGAUACUCCUAUCAUGGCAAGCAUCUGCGUGUACAAACUGCUGGGUUUUGUUUAAUGGCAAGUGCUAUGCUUUUACUGAAUCUUUUAUGAGAUGGGCUCAAGUGAGAUCAUUUUGUCAGAAGUUCGGAGACGAUGGUGAUAUGCUGAUCAUAAAGAGUAUAUCAGAAUUGAAUUUUUUAAAGGCGGAAAUAUCGAGGAGGUCAAAAUUUUACUGGACUGGUGCAACAGAUGAGGGUAGUGAAUGUAUUUGGCGAUGGGUGGAUGGAAGCCCAUGGGACCCUGCAAUUGGAAGCCGGAUGUGGUGGCAAGCUGAUGGUAAACCAAGGUCAGACAUAAAGUACAAUUGCGCAUAUGCUAGAAAUGUUGGCGACUGGGACAGCAUGAGUUGUACAAAAACAACUCGAGCUCUUUGUAAGAGAUCACUAGCCAUGGGCCUUGGUGUCUGGACGACUUGGGGAGAUUGUUCAAAAACAUGUGGAAAUGGUAAUAGAGUUCGAACUCGAUUAUAUGAUAAUCCAACACCAUCUAAUGGAGGGAAUGAUUGCAACCACAAUGAUCUGAUGGAAACCAAGUUCUGUAAACUAAUAGAUUGUCCUGUCAAUGGAGCUCCUGGUCCUUGGACAGCAUGGGGACAAUGUUCUACCACGUGUGGAGAUGGAGAGAAAAACCGCACCAGAGAAUGCAACAACCCUGCACCAGCUUAUGGAGGGGAUGCAUGCAACGCCACUGAUUUGACAGAGAGGAUGUCCUGUAAA